Messenger RNA from Spodoptera frugiperda (fall armyworm), 1003 nucleotides. Its product is annotated as circadian clock-controlled protein daywake. Lineage: Eukaryota; Metazoa; Arthropoda; Insecta; Lepidoptera; Noctuidae. The coding region runs from base 102 to 821 and encodes 239 amino acids. The record is from RefSeq and is a predicted model, not a curated record. The transcript is spliced from 5 exons.
UAUUGCGCGGCUUAAGAAAUUCGACAUCAGUUCCAUCCUUAGAGAUCACACAAGUGGUUGGUUAACCGAUCUAACUACAUUGUCAAAUACAAAUAAUUAAAAUGUUUAAAACACAGUGUUUGUUCUUGUGCUUGAGCUGUGUCAUCAUCAGCGCUUACGGCAAUGCCGUGUCUUUCAUUGACAAGUGUGAAUGGAACGACAAGGCUUGUCUGGUAAAGUCAGCGCAGAAAGCAGUUCCCUACUUCGGAAACGGUUUACCCGAAUACGGAGUAAAGGCUCUGGACCCCAUCAAUAUCGACAAAGUCUCAUUAGAAGAAAGUGGCUUGAGCCUCACUUUUGAAAACUUCAAAGUUGUUGGACCCAAAAAUUGCAAAAUAAUUGGUCUGGAGCGUGACGAAGCACCUACUUAUUUAAGACUGGAGGUAGAAUGCCCUAUUGACGUCACAGGUACAUACACUGCUGCUGGACAACUGUUGUUUGUGCCCAUCGAAGGACAUGGUCCCUUCCGAGUGAAAACUAACAACAUCUACAUCUGGGCUAAAGUUGCUGUGUCAACCGUUGACGGUUCUGAUGGAGAGAAACAUUGGAAGAUCGGCAAAUUCGAAUAUACUUACGAAGCUAAGGAGAAGACUUUGUUGGAAUUCAAAAAUCUGUUCAACGGAGACAAGAGCAAAGCUGAACCCAUCGAGAAAAUUUUGGAUGAAAAUUGGUCGGAGCUUAUGAGGCUAUUCGCCAAACCAAUCAUUUCGAAGAUUAUUCAUGAAAUUAAGGACGAUAUCCAAUCAUUCGUUAAGGUUGUACCUGCUAAGGACUUGGCGUAAUUGUACUUGAUAAUAGUUUUUACUGCAAUCCAGUCCCUGAAAGAAGAACCACUCAUGAAUACUUAGAUGAAUUUUCUUAAACACAAAGAUCAAAAAUGUUUACCUACCUAUAAUAUAUUUUUUUAUAAAUAACUAUACAAUGGUUUAAGUAUGUUUUUUAAUAAAAUGUGGACUUAAAAAUA